AUAUCGAGGUUGAAAUAUCAAUAAGACUCUGAAAGUCUAGUAAAUGACAAUGUUUCUGAAAAUGAAUUCCGGUGAAGUCAAAUUGAUUCUGAGACCAAGCCCUUUGUUUUGGGCUUACAAAAAUACGAAUAAAUGUAACAUUGUGCGAAAACAACAGGUAAUGUGAUGUAUAUAAAUCUUUGUCGUACGAAAUAUACUUCUUCUAAAUAUCUAUCAGCAAAAUAAAUCUUGCUCGACAAUAGAAAGUCGUUUUGGGUGCUGGGAGGAAAAUAAUUUUGGAAAUAAGGCUUGUACCAGGGAUUUAGAAAAUACCAAAGUACUAUCUUCUUGAUUGUAAAGCUUGUGAUUCGUUUGGGGUUUUCGUUUUGCUGUAUAAUACACGGUCUUUAUACAGCAUACUAUCAAUUAACACGAUUCCUAUUGCAGUGUUACUCACGUGAUUGAUACAUUAUCUGUCUCCUUGACCUCUCAAUAAUUUGGAGAACGCGUUUCCGUACACAUAAAAUAGCAUUCUUCUUUUCUGGUUUAUUGAUCAACACAUAUUCUAUUUUUGAUUUGUUGUUAUUUUGUUUUUGUUGUUCAAUAGCAGGAUGUAAUAUUUAUAAUUAUGGUCUGAAAUAGACUCGAGGAUAGUUGACACAAGGAAAUAUCUACGCAAUUAAAUUUAGAAACCGAGGAAAUUGAUAUAAUCGUAUUUGCUUUUACGCUAGUACUUGUAUAUUUUUGAAUUACUAAUUAAUAUAACAUAUCCUGGGAAUGAGAAUUCGAUGAUUUGAAAUCUUUUACAAUAAAAUAAUCAUGCAGUAUAUUGGUGUGUGUGCAAUAUUUGUUCUCUGUGCACAUGUACAAUUUACCAUUUGUAGAUCAAAGGACUGUGAGAAUGGGAAAUGCUGUUCAGGCUACAAAUGGAAUGCUACAACUGACAUGUGUGUUGAAUGUGACAUCGGAUAUUAUGGACCUAAUUGUUCACUAAAAUGUCCAUUUCCCUUCUUUGGAUCAAGAUGCAAUUCUACGUGCACAUGUUCAAAUGAGAGUUGCCAUUUUGCAAAUGGAUGUGCAGACGUUAUUAGAUCUACAGUUAUAGCAAACGAAUCACAAGAGAGAGACGUCAAGCACAGGUCCACACCAGCUAUAAAUCCCACAACAAAGAAGAGGGUUACAAAACGAAAAGAUGUGAGACCACAAAUCCAUGGACACGGGGGUAGUGUAUUACGAACUAGCAUUUUUCUUGUCUUUGGAUUGUUUUCCGUAACCUUGAUCUGUUACCUCUUAACAUAUAGCAGAUACAGUAAGCUGCUUUGCGCCAAAUCUUUUUCCACAACAGCAGAUAUGCAUCCUUUGGAGAUACUAGAGAUCAAUGAGGAAGAGGAUUAAUCUUUUUGUCCAUCUACAAUAUGGAAAUCACUUUAACAAUAUCAUAUAUUACUAAUUAUUACGUGGUUGCAACCGUGCAACCGAUUCCAAUGUCAUUUUGGUUGCUAAAUAAUUGACCUUGACCUAUUUGCCGAAGUUUUGAAAUAGCAACACCCUUACCUUAAUUUUCAAUCAAUGAGUUUAUUAGAAUGAAAAAAAGAGUUUAUGUUCAUCUGGUGGUUUGCAGAAUUGUAAAUAUCAUCUUACUAGAAAAUAUAUAGCAAACUACAUGCUCAGUAUAAUGAUCUUAUAUGAAAACACAACCUAUUGUUAAGUUGAAUGUUGCCGGACGUGUUUUAUAACAAUUUUAAACCGUUCUUUACAUAUACAUGUUGACUGGAUUACUCUAUGUUGGCCUGAUCAACAUGUCCGGUUCAUGGCGGGUGUGAUCAGUCAUCAGGGGACCCUUGCUCAUCGUAGACACCCGAUCCCACCCCUGGUGAAUCCAGGGGUCCGUGUUCUCAUUAUGAUUCUUUAUUUAUUCCACAUAAAAUUCUGAAAAUCAUCAUUAUUGGUGAUCUUCACUUAUUCAUCAAAUCUAUUGAUAAAUACAGAUGAACGGAAAUUUUGAGCGAUAGCUUUAUAGAAGAAACAUUGUUGUAUAGCUUUUGUCACGUUACUGAAAAAAAUACCCCCCCCCCCCAAAAAAAAAACACCAACCAACGAAUGAAGUCAAAAUCGAUCUUCAUAAUAAUAACACUAAUGCUUAUACUAGUACUACUACAACUAUUGUUGUACAACUACAACUAGAACAACUGCUACUACUGUUUUUAUUAUCAUUACUACUAUUACUACUGCUAAUGUCGAUAAUAAAAACAAACAAGAAAGAAACCAUGGUAAUGUGAAUUUAAAAGACAGCUUUUCACAUAUGAAACUAAAAUUUAUCAUCUAAAGAGUGUGGGAGUAAUUUAAUUUUUGUUUAUAUAAUUGGCAUUAUAAACAAUAUGCAAAAUAAAUCUGAUUUACAAUUUAGUUAAGAGCUCCAAUUUCAAUCAAUUAUUUGAAUGACUUUAAUUCUGGGGCAUUUUGUACGAGUAUAACCUGGUUUGGGUCAGUUUAAGCUUUGAGGAUUAUAAAACAGCAUAAAGUGAUCCAAACCAGGUUCUACUCAUAUACUAUGUCCCAGAUUUAAAGUUAUCCCUUAUAAGUUAAUGCGAUAUACAUAGAUACAACCCGUCGUUUAUCAAAAUGUACAUAAAAUCUGAAAAAAAUAAGUCAACUGAGCCGCGCAAUGAUUCGCUUAAUAACCACGACGGAGUGUGGGCAGCCAUUUUAGUUCUACGGAGCCUAUUUAUCAAAAUAUUGUAAACUGCUAAACUACUAAAGGUAGUUAUUAAGGGUUAACUUUGAAGUUUGUCAUGGCAGAAUAUAUGUAUAGGCUAUGAAUGCAAUGCGUAAUUUGCUGCCCGUUUGCAUUGUGAGGCCUACCCAAAAUAUUAAAAAUAAGUCUUAAAAUAUCAGAAAAUAGAAUAAUCUGCGGCUUUUAAGUCUGAAAAUUUCUAGUACGUGAAAACUUACAUUUGUAUGCA
Ostrea edulis (European flat oyster) is the source of this 2942-nucleotide messenger RNA. RefSeq lists its product as uncharacterized. The transcript is spliced from 4 exons. The record is from RefSeq and is a predicted model, not a curated record. The coding region runs from base 799 to 1374 and encodes 191 amino acids. NCBI's taxonomy places the organism in Eukaryota, Metazoa, Mollusca, Bivalvia, Ostreida, Ostreidae.